Molecule: messenger RNA, 2110 nt
Organism: Agelaius phoeniceus (red-winged blackbird)
Lineage: Eukaryota; Metazoa; Chordata; Aves; Passeriformes; Icteridae
Gene: APBB1
Product: amyloid beta precursor protein binding family B member 1
Biological process (GO): regulation of DNA-templated transcription
Cellular component (GO): nucleus; cytoplasm
Molecular function (GO): transcription factor binding; amyloid-beta binding
Source: RefSeq, a predicted model, not a curated record
CUGUAGGACCCCCCCGCCCGCCCAUCCCAGCACCGGCAGCCGCGGCCGGGCCGGGCCGGGCUCCCGCCGCGCCGGGGGUCCCGCCGCUCCCUGCGUCCUCGCACCAUGUCGGGGGCCCUGAGCAAGCGCAGCGACCUGGCCAACGACAACCGGUGCCCGGGGCUGAGCCUGGGGCUGCCCGCGGCCCCCGACCCCCGCACCGGCCCCGGUGGCGCCCCGGCCGAGGAGCUGCCCGGCGCCGGCUGGGCCAAGGCCGGCCAGGACCAGAACCGCAACGAGCUCGAGCCGGGCCCGGGGCCGGGGCGCUCCCCCGGGGCGCACGGGGACUCCCCCGGGGCGCUGGAGCCGGGGGUCCGAGCCCGCAAUGCCCGGAACGCUGCCCGCGACCCGCGGGCCCUGCUGAUCGGCGCCUCGGAGGAGGAGGAGGAGGAUGAAGAGGAGGAGGAGGACGAGGAGGAGGAGGACGGGCCCGGGGUGUCCCCGCCGGCUCUGGGCGCGGAGCGGGGCCUGCGGGAGCCGCCGGGGCGCAGCGCCAGCCGCCUCUUCGGGGGGCCCGGCCCCGGUAGCGACGAGGACUCGAGCUGGGCCACGCUGAGCCAGGGCAGCCCCGGCAGCUCCCCCGAUGAGCCAGAGUCGCUGUGGCCGUGUGGUGCAGGGGCACACGGGGACCUGCCCCCCGGCUGGCUGCGGGUGCAGGACACCUCAGGCACCUACUACUGGCAUGUCCCCACUGGGACCACCCAGUGGGAGCCCCCCGGCGGGCCCCACGAGACCCCUUCCGACGGCAGCACCCCCACCGAGGGGCCCACUCUUUCCUGGACAAGCUUUGCCCCAGCUGAGACCUUCAAUAAUGGAGACUUGUGGAAGGACCCCACGGCUGAGGAGGAAGAGGAGGAGGAGGAAGAGGAAGAUGAGGAGCCAGGAGUGUCAGACCUGGAGAUGCUGUCACCAGGCCCAGGAUCGCCAGGAGAGGGCAUGGCCCUGGGCGAGGAGGAUGUGCUGGACUCCAAGGGCCUCCCGGUGCGCUCCCUGGGCUGGGUGCAGCUGCGGGAGGAGGAGCUGGGGCCCGGCCGCAGCAGCAGCGCCGUCAGCGCCUGCAUCCGGCAGCUCUCGGGGCCCCGCGAGGGCCCCCCCGGCACCUGGGGGGAGGCGCAGGCGCUGCUGGUGCUGGAGGAGCGCACGCUGAAGCUGGUGGACCCGCAGGACCGGGCGCUGCUGCACGCGCAGCCCGUGGGCGCCAUCCGCGUCUGGGGCGUGGGGCGGCACGGCAGCAGGGACUUUGCAUACGUGGCCCGGGACCCCCUGACGCAGGUGCUGAAGUGCCACGUGUUCCGCUGCGAGGGGCCUGCCAGCGCCAUCGCCGCCGGGCUGCACCGGGUCUGCGCUCAGCUGACGGCGGAGCGGCGAAGUGCCCGGGCAGCAGGCAACGGCCUGGGGACAGAGCCCCCCCGGCUGGGGGAGCCUCCCCUGCAGGUGGAGUUCCCAGCCCCCAAGAGUGAGGUGGUUCAGCGCUUCCCCGUGUGUUACCUGGGCUGUGUCCCCGUGGCCAAGCCAGUGGGCAUGGAUGUGAUCAACGCGGCGCUGGAGGCGGCGCUGGCCCCUGGCUCAGGGGAGCCCCCUGCGCCCACCCCCGUGGUGGUCAGUGUGGCCCCUGCCACCCUCACCAUUGCUCACCGCCAGACAGAGGCGGUGCUGUGCGAGUGCCGCGUGCGCUUCCUGUCCUUCAUGGGGGUGGGACGCGACGUCCGCGCCUUCGCCUUCAUCAUGGCCAGCGCCCCCGGCACCUUCCGCUGCCACAUGGUGUGGUGUGAGCCCAACGCCGCGGGGCUCAGCGAGGCGCUGCAGGCUGCCUGCGUGCUCCGCUACCAGAAGUGCCUGGAUGCGCGGCCCCAGGCCUCCAGCUCCUGCCUGCCCGCGCCCCCGGCUGACUCGGUGGCGCGGCGGGUGGGCUCCUCCGUGCGCCGGGGGGUGCAGACCCUCCUGGGGACCCUCAAACAGCGGCGGGGAGGGGCGCAGACCCCCUGAGCGGGGCGAGGGCAGGGGGGGCAUUGGCUGGGCGAGGCAGCGUCAGGGGGCAGGACCACGGACCCAACGCUCCAGGGCACGGAGU